Molecule: messenger RNA, 1082 nt
Organism: Eucalyptus grandis
Lineage: Eukaryota; Viridiplantae; Streptophyta; Magnoliopsida; Myrtales; Myrtaceae
Product: transcription factor MYB8
Exons: 3
Coding region: 58-828 (256 amino acids)
Source: RefSeq, a predicted model, not a curated record
GACUCUGAAAACGGCAUUUUUAUCACGUCUCUUAACUGAUCAGCAUCGAUCAACACAAUGGCCAGGUAUCCGAGGAAUGACAAAAGCAACAAUAAGACAGCGGUUAAAAAGGGUGCUUGGAGUGCCGAAGAAGAUCAAAAACUAGUGGCUUAUAUCAAGAGAUAUGGCAUUUGGAACUGGGCUCACAUGGCCAAACCUGCUGGUUUGGCAAGAACUGGCAAGAGUUGCCGUCUCCGUUGGAUGAACUAUCUGAGGCCCAACAUCAAGCAUGGAAACAUCACCAAAGAAGAGGAGGAGACCAUCAUUGUGCUGCACCGAGUUCUUGGAAAUCGUUGGGCCGCGAUUGCAGCUAGGCUUCCAGGAAGAACGGAUAACGAAAUAAAGAACUACUGGAAUACUCGUUUGAGGAAACGGGUCUCCGAGGAGUUCAGUUUGCAGAACACACGCAAUGAUGUUGAUCUCCAUACUGAUGGAAAGGACAUCUCAUUCCAUCCCUUGAAUGAUAGUCCGAAGGCAACAAACCUUGGACUUGACUAUCAAAUCCCUACCACAAAUGCAGAUAACUCUUGUCCUUCCGUUGGAGUCCAUGAUGAGAAACCAUGGAGCUAUGCUAGGUGCGCAUUAGAAGAAUAUGAAAAUGGUGAAGGAGAAAGCUUAUGGAAGCAAGUUCUUGCAGUGGAAGAUUUUUACAUAGAAGAAGAUUUCAAGCGUAUGUGCGCCAACUCAGGAACUAAUAAUGCCCCUUCUUACGGUUGCACGCAACCUGAGCCUACAUACUUUGCUAGUUGCUAUGAUGAUUUUGUCCUAGAUUUGUGGGGGGAAUCAUGAUGAUUGUAGUUAAAUUAAUCUUGAUCUCGGGGAUGGACUGCAAAAGUAUGGUUUAAUGCAAAGUUUCUGAAGGUGAUAAAUGUUAUGCAGCUAUGAAAACCCCAAAUCGUGAAAUAGCGUGUUCAUCUGCCAUAUGAAUGUUUUUGGACGAAUGAGAUGAUUUAACAAAAGAUUUGGUGAUGUACUUAUGCUCGUAGAUCUUCUUCUCUAUUACUCAUUUUGCUUUGCUGUCCCUUUCCUGUAUUUUGAUCUUU